Molecule: messenger RNA, 167 nt
Organism: Nezara viridula (southern green stink bug)
Lineage: Eukaryota; Metazoa; Arthropoda; Insecta; Hemiptera; Pentatomidae
Source: the annotation of a GenBank genome assembly
AUGAAGACCGUGACCCAUGAAAGAAAGCGCCCAAGAGGAAGACCUGGAUUGUCAUGGGUGGAGUACAUCUCUCAGUUUGGGCAGAAAAGAGGUAUGCGGAUAAUAUGAGGGCUCUAGCUCGGGACCGAAAUGCUUGGGAUGCAUGGAUCGAGGCACCUCCAUACUGA